This is a messenger RNA of Ricinus communis (castor bean), 429 nucleotides long. RefSeq names its product AT-hook motif nuclear-localized protein 14-like. The record is from RefSeq and is a predicted model, not a curated record. NCBI's taxonomy places the organism in Eukaryota, Viridiplantae, Streptophyta, Magnoliopsida, Malpighiales, Euphorbiaceae. The transcript has a single exon. Bases 1 to 429 code for a protein of 142 amino acids.
AUGGAACCUAACGAUACCAAACACCACCAUCACCUCAGCUCCUCCUCUUACCUUACCACCUCCACCACUCUAGCUCCGGCCACCACAACUCCUUCUCUGGCCAAUGGCCUUCUCCCGCCGCCACCUCAUGAUACUAGCGGUGGUGGAGGGACUCAUAUGGUGUAUCCACACUCAGUGGGUCCAUCAACGGUGGCGGUGAGUAAUGCGCCGGUGGAGUCUCCUAGAAGGAAGCGUGGACGGCCUAGAAAGUAUGGCACGCCAGAGCAAGCAUUAGCGACGAAGAAAACGACAUCGUCUUCCUCGAAUGCAGUUGUUGUUAGAGAAAGAAGAGAAGUUGUUGCGGCUUAUUCUCCUUCUUAUUCAGGCUCUUCUUCAAGAAAGUCUCAACAGUUGUUUGCUCUUGGUGGGUCCCAUUUAAUCCUUUCCUAG